Molecule: messenger RNA, 535 nt
Organism: Phalaenopsis equestris
Lineage: Eukaryota; Viridiplantae; Streptophyta; Magnoliopsida; Asparagales; Orchidaceae
Product: NRR repressor homolog 1-like
Exons: 1
Coding region: 1-426 (141 amino acids)
Biological process (GO): regulation of systemic acquired resistance
Source: RefSeq, a predicted model, not a curated record
AUGAUCUUGACUUCACAUGUUCCGGUCUACACACAAUUUCUUAUAAAUCUCCAUAGCAUUUCCCGUAUCAGUAGCAAAGCAAAAGAAGAAGUUUCCCGUCUAAUGGAAGAGGGAGACAAUAGAAAAACUGCUCCGGCGGCCAUGGAGGCCGAUGAGGAGGAGAAGAUGGAGAAGUUCUACGCCUUGGUUAGUAAUCUAAAAGCACUGAGAGGUGGUGUAUGUAAGAGUGAAUUAGCUCCAAGGAAGAGGAUGAGAAGUGAGAGCUUGCUCUGGAAGCCAACUUUCCGAUGGGAGGACUUCGCCGGAGGGAGCGAUGGUUUGUGCUCCACGGCGAGAUAUGAAGAAUGUGGCCGGAAGAAGAGGAGGAAGGAAGUGGAGGGAGGAGGAGAGGUGGAAAGCGUUUUUGAUCUGAAGCUUGGUUUGUGAUUUUAGUGUGUUUAUAAAUGAUGAAUGAGUGAUGCUUCGUUGGUAAAUUAGUAUCCAAUUUUGCAAUUUGCAGGAAAAUGGAUUUGUUAUCAUAAUUAUUUGUGGUUUG